UGCCUUCCCUUGGAAACGAUCACGAUCCAGCGGCAGAUGAGUUGAGUCUAACGAGAGACAUCGAUAGUACGCGAAUCGUCCGGAUGGGUUUCGGUUUCAUGCGUGGCAUGUGUCUCCAGGAUUAACGGUAGGAUAUACUCAGGAUUUCAGUUUCAGAUACUUGCUAAGGAGUGAUACCAGGUGUGAUACAGAUGGAAGAGGUAGGAGAUGUCAUCAACUGUAAGAAGGUGUUUUCAAUAGCCGGUGUGUAAGAAGCAGGGAAAGGCAACAUACUGAAAAAUUUUCAAAUACAUCUAACCGCAAUAGAGCAUGGUAUACGCAAAGCGCUAAGCGGUUAUGAUUUGAAAAAUUCCGUAUACUGUUAGUAACUGCCAGGAGUGAAAGUAUAGGUUAACCGUUGAACAAUCCGGCGAGUGAUAUAACUCUCUCAGGAAGAGCGCAAUAGCGAGGGCAUGAUUACACGAGGGCUUAAAGUGAAUACAAGAAUCGUGUUUCUCCACGAGUAUACCUAAGACAAAUAUUGAGGAAUAGAUAGAUGUGCCUCCCUUGGGGAAUCAUUAUUCCCGUAUAAAUGUCCCUGACAUACGCAAUGUUAUAAGUGAUUUCGCAGCAUAUCCGGUUAAAGGCCAUGUUCAGACAAUUGACUCUCUAGGCCUGUGUUAUUGCGGCUUCGUUAGUUGGAAGUUAUAUUCUGGAGUGUUUAGACACAUCGAUUUGGAUUACUCUAUCCUGGACAAGUUGCUGGAUAUAGAAUGGAUUUAUUCUACGGGGCCUUGGUCUUGCUGGCCCUUGUCUACGCCGGGCCUUCAUUACAGGGAGCCUCUGCAAACAGACACGCUGACAAGAUAUGCGAAAAUGUCUUCUGCGGUGCUGGCCGUGAGUGCGCCCCGGCAGAUCACGACACCCCGACUUGCGUCUGCCAGGCGGAGUGUCCGCCUCACAACCACCCCGUCUGUGCCAGCGACCACAAUACCUACAUCAACCACUGCGAGAUGCACAGGGCUGCCUGUUUGAAGGGGGUGAAGAUACACAAGAAAUACAACGGGUCAUGUCUCGUUGAAGAAGUACAAGAUACUGAUGGAAACCAAGCGCUGAAGCCUCUCGUCUGCUUCGAGAUUGAGAGGAACGAACUCCGCCAACUCCUGAUAGAGUGGGUGGGAAAGGAAGUGAAAUCCGAUGGAUGGUCUACCAGAGGGAGAACAUACAAAGAAGCGGUAGAGGAAAAGUUCAUUACAUGCGACACUGAUUUUGAUGAUAAACUCGACGCCAGGGAGUUCAUCAUAUGUAUUGUCAAGAAUGAUUCUAUGAGCAUCGAGCAUGAGGGACGAGAACACAUAGUUAGGGGCCUGUGCGUGGACGCCCUCAUCGUAAUGGCAGACAAGAAUGACGACUGGCGUCUAGACUUCUUCGAGUUUUUCACAUGUCUUGAUCCAGAUUUCAAACCUCCAACAAAACAAUGUUCUCUUGAAGACGAUAUGUACGAUGAUGGAGCAGAGGUAAAGAUGGCUUGCAAUAAAUGUAUAUGCGCCUGUGGUAAUUGGGUUUGUACUGCAGUAAUAUGCGAUAACGACGAAGAAAAAACUUUAGCCAUUAACAAUAAUGGACCACUCCCGAACAAAGCAGAGAGACAGAAGCUGCUACAGGGCUUCAAAGCCAGCGAUGACGUUGAUACCGAAAAGAUAACCAAAGAGGAGAGAAAAAGCGAGGAAAGUGAUUUUCUUGAAAAUUUCCGAGACCCCGAAAUUUAAAUUACUGUAACGGAAUAAGAAAGAGACCAUCAACACACAGGAACAAUCGAUCAACCACGACUUCUACAUUUCCUCAGUCAGGAGAAAGAAGAGUUAUCGAAUACUGGUGAUGAAAAUAAUCAAAAGAUGAUAAACUGUGAAAAAAAUACUCAAAAUACUUUUGGAAUUGAUGAAGAUAGCUCUGAUCGGUGCCAUAAAGCUUUUGUUUCUUCGUGUUUAUUUGCAUCUCAAGACACCACGGGUGUCGCAGAAUGAACUUCUGUUUAAAAUUGAACUGGCCAAAAUAGGGUGUUAUCUUGCGGGUCAAUAUAGACCUGAAGAUUCAGUUUGUACAUUGUGUGUUCUUUGUAGAUAUGAUGUAGGUAUAGAUUUGUAAUAAACUUUCUUUUGCAAA
This is a messenger RNA of Lineus longissimus, 2142 nucleotides long. Its product is annotated as follistatin-related protein 1-like. Gene Ontology annotation, biological process: regulation of BMP signaling pathway; cell differentiation; multicellular organism development. Gene Ontology annotation, molecular function: protein binding. Bases 753 to 1748 code for a protein of 331 amino acids. Lineage: Eukaryota; Metazoa; Nemertea; Pilidiophora; Heteronemertea; Lineidae. The record is from RefSeq and is a predicted model, not a curated record. The transcript has 13 exons.